GGGUUAGCUCGUCUGUGUUAUCGUAGUUAAACAACCGUGUGACCUUAAAGAGCUAUUUUCGUUUUCGCCAGUUGUAGUUUAAUGAGAGUUUAAAAGGAAAUAUAAGCCAAAAGUAGAAUGGAGGUAUCAGGCAAGACACUAUCAGAUCAAGACCGGACCUUUUGCCAACCAUGUUCUGAAGAAGGGGAAAACAUCGAUGCCGAUGCCUUCUGCACCGUAUGCAAGGAGUUCCUGUGUUCAACCUGUGAAAACGAACACAGAACAUUUAAGGCUACCAAAAGACAUACUCUAAUAGACAAGACAAACAUGCCAACAUCGAUGACGGAAAAAAGCCAUAAAGAGGACACCAAUGUGCAAUGCGAUAUCCAUCCCAAUGAAUUUAUCAAAUACUUCUGCCCCGCCCACGAGACAAUCAACUGCGGACAUUGCCUAGCAUUUGAGCAUCGGUCAUGCAAGAUAAGCCUCAUUUCCGAAAUAUCGGAUUCUUUCGAAACAAGUCAGGAUUAUGGCAACAUCCAAAUUUCCAUUAAUAGGCUACUCAAAGACGUAAAUGACUGUGUCAGUGGCGUUGAGAGCAACAUCAAAAUGGUUUUAAAGUUAGGUGAAGACGAGAUUAAAAAGCUUAAUGAUUAUCGAGAAAAGGUCAACAACUACUUCAAUGAAAGGGAAAAAUCCCUUCUUGAGAUCAUAGAGCAAAUAAAAGAUAUGGACAAAACAAAACUGGACUUUCUGAAACCAAAAUGUGAUGAAAUUAAGGCUAAAUUAGACGAAAUGAAGUGUAAGCUUGAUGCACAGGAAAGAAACAGUGUCAACUUGUUUAUUAAAGCGAAGAAAGUAAGAAAACAGGUUGAAAGUCUGGAAGCGUCCUUGAAUGAUAUCAGCAAGGAGAACACCGUCCAACGUUACGAAUUUAUAAAGGACACGGCCACUGAGAAACUGAUUACAACAGGAAGCGGUCUUGGCAUAGUCAGUAAAGAUCAGAAAACGGGAAACCAGACGGUACCAAUUGAUCUAACAAGCCUAAAGUUCACCAAAGUUCCAGGCAUUCUAGUCAAGUCUUCAUCCGACAUCGGAGAAUGUCGGCUGACCAGCAUGCUUCUACUACCUGGAAACAGGCUGUUAGUGUCAGACCACAAUAAUAGCACGUUGAAGUUGGUGGACCUCCAAACCAGCUCAAUGAUAUCCCGAAUCAAGCUGCCAGGUAUGCCGUGGGGUAUGUGUGUCCUCCCUGCGGAUAAAGUAGCUGUUUGUUUAUACGAUAAAAGUAGUAUUGUUUUCUUAGAGACCCGAGGACAAAUCACCAUAGGAACCAGCAUUAAGGUAGAAGCAAAGUGUUAUGAUAUCGCCUACCAUAAUGACCAGCUGGUUGUCUCCUUCGAAUUUGGAAAUAUCGUGAAAAUGGAUAUGGAAGGCAAUUCUAUCAAAAAGAUGGACACUGUUAAUGGACAAGCACUGUUUAACCGUUGCUGUAAUAUGACACUGAUGGAUGAUGGUCGGAAUGUUGCUAUUUGUGUGUCAGACUACCAUAACCACACAGUCACCAAGCUGGACAUUGACUUAAAUAUUCUCCAAACAUUCAAUGAUCCUGCAAUACAAAACCCGAGGGGCCUCACUGCAUUUGGAAAUCAACUGCUUAUAUGUAGUAAUGGUACUAACAAAAUAGUUCGUCUUGACAUGUCCAGUGGUACAAUGAUCCAACUGUUGGGAGAAAGCGAUGGUAUACAACACCCAUACAGUGCCGUCUACAACCCUGAACAAAACAAACUGCACAUUGUCAGCAACGGAUACAGAACAAAUGACUUGACCAAUAAAGUGCAAGUGUUCAAGGCUUCAUGAACUUGAAUUUAAUGUUGACAAUGAUUAUCGCUGUUUGACAAUAAGCAUCUUCAGAACAAAUUGUUAACUAAUUAUUUUCAGUAAUUUAUGAUAAAUGGAUAUCUGAAUGCAAUGAACCAGGGAUAUAUAGUCAAAAUGAUGUACAAAUGAUAAAUGUGCGCAUAGAGGCCAAACAUUGGUUAUAAAACAUAAUUAUUAUUUGAGUUUUGUCGGGUAUAAAACCAUCAAAGUAAGUUUUUAAAAAUACAGGAAACACGUAUAUAUCAUAUGUUGGCGAGAAUAUUGAAAUACUGUACAUUGUGAGAACAAGUCAUUCGCUAAUUCCCUUUUAUCAAGAUACCACAGCAAAUACUACCCAAUAAGUGAAGGUAUGAUCUUGCUCUUAUUUAGGAAAAAACACAUUAAUUUGAAGAGGAAAUGGACAGAAUUACUCUCGGCACUGAGAUUAUACUGUAAAAGGUGUUUGGAAUUUAGUGGUUAACAGUGAACAAAGCAAAAAGGUCCUAGCUUUGCUAAACGACUCUGCAGGCAUUAAUUUGUUUAUACACGAAUGAGUUGCAAUAAAGACCAAUGUGAAUAGUUAAACUUAAACAUAUACUGAAUUAUAUGUUCCAUUGAUUAUGAUUGUAUUGCAAUAAUAAAAUUGUGAUAAUAUGUCGAGGCCAGUGUCAGUUUUGCCAGUUUGAAAUAAUAUGAAUCGGAGUUCAUGCUUUUUCACGAACUAAGUGAAGCUAAUGUUGUUUAACAUACUGUAGAACCUUGGUUUUGAUGAUUCUUUAUUAUUAAAUUGUUAACAAAACUUAAAAAAAAUCGAAUUUUAUACGACAGAACCCUUUAAGGGUUAAAUAUUAUCGUUCUUAAAAUGUGAAGGUUUGCUUUAAAAGAGAAUGUUUCAUUAUUCUCAAAAUUGAAAGUAUACUACACUCAUUGGACUUGAUCUUCAUCUUAGUUAUGGUUUUUA
Mya arenaria is the source of this 2797-nucleotide messenger RNA. RefSeq lists its product as uncharacterized. Lineage: Eukaryota; Metazoa; Mollusca; Bivalvia; Myida; Myidae. The record is from RefSeq and is a predicted model, not a curated record. Gene Ontology annotation, molecular function: protein binding; zinc ion binding. The transcript has 3 exons. The coding region runs from base 118 to 1836 and encodes 572 amino acids.